UGCCACGGUAACUGUCAUCAGCUAAUGUGGCUUUUGGCUAAACGACAAGUUUUAUUUGUACCGAAAAAUGGCGUCAAGGAACAUCGACCCUUUGUCAGCGGAGGAGCCUUCAGAAGAGGAGAGAGGAGCGUGGAGCUGGGAGUCUCAGGUCCCAGUGAAGGUGUUGCAAGCUCACAACGAUGCUGUGACCACAGCUCGAGUCUGCUGCGACAAUCGCUGCAUCCUGAGCUGCUCCUCAGACUGCACCGCUGUCCUCUGGGAUGUGGGGAGCUGUCAGCCUCUGAGGACGUUUGAUGGAGUUCACAGUAAAGCCAUCACUGAGUGUGCUCUGAUCCCAAACAGCAACAGGAUGGUCACAGUGUCCUGGGAUAAGAAGAUGGUGGCCUGGGACCUGGAGACCGGACUCACUCUGUGGAAAUCGAGGCAGCUCGGCCUGCUGACCUCCUGCAGCUCCUCGUCCGACGGCCGGCUGGUCGUUUGUGCUGUAAAUCCUCAGAAUGGCGUUUCCGUCUGCGACGCCGCCAGCGGACAGAUGUUGCACCACGUCAGCGAUCUUCACCGCUCCUGCAUCACUCGAUGUCGGUUCGACCCUCAGAGCCAGCGAGUGGCCACCGUCUCUGCAGACCGCAGCGUCAAACUGUGGGACCUGCGGGCGCAGAAAACCACCGUGUCCAUCGACAGUAACCAUGGAAACGUCGUCUCAGCCUGCUGCUUCACCAGCAACGGGCACUUCCUGUGCACGGCGUCGUGGGACAAGACGCUGAAGCUGUGGGACCUGCAGGCGGGGGGGUUCCGAUCUCACGGCGGGACGCCGCUGCAGGGAGGCCACGCAGGCAGCGUGAGUGCCUGCUGCCCCGCCGCUGCUGACGCGAACCUCCUGGUGUCCGCCUCCUACGACAGGACUGUUGCUCUCUGGGAUUUGUCGUCUCUCUCUCAGACUCUCGUGCUGAAGGGCCACAGUGAUUGGGUGACAGAUGUGUCAGUGAGUGCUGACGGGAAGUUGGUGGCUUCUUCCUCCAAGGACGGGACUGUUCGGCUGUGGGACAUAGAGAACAUGGAAGAAAUCCCAGAGGUCAUGAAGAAGAGGAACGCAGAGGGAGCGGGAAUUCACAUCCUCAAGUGUGAAGAGUGUGGAAAGCCAUUCCCAGUGUCCAGACUGCUGACCUCAGAGCUGCUCACGCAGUGCGUCUUCUGUCGCCUCAAAUCGCCACCCAGAUACCGACCGCAGCCGCCACUGCUUACAUGACUUCCUGCGCAGGAGGAAAUGUUGCACUAAGUUUUGCAAGGUGUUUGGUGGCUCAUAUAAGCUUUACAUCACCUCCACCUCCACCCACGCUGCCAAGCUCAUGAAUCCAGUCUGAGGUGUUUCUGGAUGGACUUCAUAUGUUCUGCUGUGUCUGUGGGUCCUUCCCAGUCUAAAGACAUGCGUGUGGUGAUUUGAAGUUGCCCACCCGUGUAAGCUCUCCAGGAUGUGUCCAGCUGACCCACGUAGGUGGUUACACAGCAUAUCAAUAAAGAGAGGUCCAAGGAAGGAAGCGAAUAUGAUUUAUUGAAGUACAGAAUUCAUUUUGAGAUAUUUGUCUCUGAUGGCAUUGAAUCCCGGCGGGAUCGGGAUUAGUGCAGGGACACCGGUGGUGGAGAUGAAGAUGCUUGAAUGGAGGUGGGUUGCACAAAGGCAUCUGCAAGUGAAAUGGCAGAUGUGCACAGAGAUUUAAAGUACGUGUAAAGGUUGAUUGGCCUGAAAGAUGAUUGGACCAGACCAGUGAUGUCACAAUCAGCUGACAGCAUGGGAAAGUGGAAGUGAUGUGAUGCGUAGAUUAGCCACCAAACAUCUGGGUGUGUUGAACUCAGCUGAAGUGACGCCUGAAAUGCAUCUUUGGAUUUCAGUAACUUGUAGCUUUUUUAGAUAAAGGUUAAGCGUAGUGGUUGAUGAUGUCAUCGAGCUUUAGUUACACACACACACACAC
Molecule: messenger RNA, 1967 nt
Organism: Maylandia zebra (zebra mbuna)
Lineage: Eukaryota; Metazoa; Chordata; Actinopteri; Cichliformes; Cichlidae
Product: WD repeat-containing protein 88
Molecular function (GO): protein binding
Source: RefSeq, a predicted model, not a curated record